GGCAACACCAAUAGAAUGGCGUCGCAUCAUUUGAUUAAUUAGAAUUUUUGUGUGAAACUAGUGAAAUAAGUUGUGUUUAAGUGCAGUAAUUUAUGUGAGAACCGCCAGGAAUCACGUGAUCAUAGCCAAAAUGUCGAAGCCCCAGAAUGAUGACACUCUGGAGCUAGACGAGAUCCUCAGCCAGCCGGUGAAAGACAAGGAGCGCUUUGCCGCCUUCAUGCUCCGCAAGUUGGCCGAGAACAAGCCUCCGCAGAACGGGAAUCUCUUUGGUAACUUCAAGCUGGACUUUGACUUGGAUUUUGAUGGACCACUAGUCAAGAAGGCCAAAGUGCCAGAAGCUCAGCCUACAGUGCUGCGGGAGUUGCCCAGUGCAACCGGUGCCGCCCCCCCUCAAUCCAAUAAGCCUGUGGACCAGGCAUCCAGUGAGAAUAAGUCACCGCUGUUAACCUCGCCCACUUUGUCGCCCAACCAUCGGCGAUCCUUGCGCCGCAGCGGAAAUGUUCCGGGCUCUGAUAAACUACGUCGACAUGCCAUCCGCCGGCGAUCCCGGAGCUGCGGACGCCAACUGCUCCCGGAGUUCGAGGAGGCUGUCAACCUGACCCGCAGCCUAUCCAGUCCCGUAAACUUUGUCCCCGAAAUCAGCAGCACACCCUGCACAGAUAAACCUAAACAGGAUGAUCUGAAAACUGCGGUAAACCUAUCAGACAAGUCAAAAGAGCCAACUGAAAAACAGGCGGUGCAACCCGAGAAGCCAGCAGAGAAACCUGUGAAAAAGUCACUUCCACCCGAGGUGAAGUCCCCUGCCAGGACUUCCAUUCUCGCCGCUGAAAUUGAACAAAUUUGCAAGGAACGUCAGAAUUCGUUUUACAACAAUGUCCUGCAGCUGGAUUACACUGGUCGAGCACCCUAUUCACGUCCUUCGACCCCGCCUUCACCAUCUGUAGCGGGCUUGCAACGUACCUACACCAUGAAAAAGGGUCCAGCUCCGGGACAGCUGCUGCUUUCGCCUUCAAAUCGCUUUAAAACAAUCAUCAAAUCACCAGUGGUGAAGCUAAAGCGGACGAAUCACGAAGUAACAGUGCCCGACACACCACAACGACCGAACCAUGAGCCUGCCUGGCAAUCACAGCCACAACCGGAGUUCGUGGUGCCGGAAACUCAGCCGCAGGAUUUGGGAGACCUGGUGCAGACUCUGUCGAGGAGUGCCAGCGGCCCAAUUGUGGUGAUAAAUACAGCCAAUCUAAAUCAGAGCGUAAGGCGAAAUUCUGUGCAGGUGGAAACUCCUCGGACAUCUCCGGUGGUCAGGUCAUUUUCCCAACCGGUAUCUUCUGCCGAAAGAUUCACCGCGCCUCCUCCCCCGGAAACGAAAGGUCAAACCUCGCGGGUCGUAGAAAAUUUGGACGCUAUUGUGACCGAUGAUGAAAGUGACGAACAGCCCAGCACUGUGGCAUUGAAUCUAGCCCCGCCAGGCGGCAACACAACUCGCCAGCGACGCUUGCGCAAUAGCAAUCGGGUUCGAGCUACUGCCGAUACUCAGGAGAGUUCCAUGUGCCUGCUUAACCUCCAUCGGUCGGACAAUACCAAGAAGUCCAAGCCCCGUAUGACGACUGUACCGCUGAACAAAGCACCCAGCGCUCCCAUCAAUGGCGAGCAGUUCGCCAACGAACUGGCCCGCAUGAGCAACUACGAGAUUUUGGAUCUGCGCAAGCGUAUAUCGAACGAAGGUGUUCCUUUAAAUGGGCAUAAGCGCCGUUCGGAGAUGCUUAUUCAGCAGGAACUGCUGCGAAGAAAAAUGAUGGACGAGCGUGAUGGAUUGCCCAGAGAACGAUCCACCGAUGAUUCAGAGGAGGAAAAUAUUUCGGUAACCCGAAGAACCCGUAGCAGUAAGCGAGCAGAGAGGGGCCGACCGCGCUCUAAGCGCCGGGAUCCUCCAAUGACAACGGAGCUUAAGAACUAUUUGGGUCUUUCCACCACUAUGGAAACUCGUCGAAAAUUAUCCAAGGAAGGCAAACGAAGUCUUUACACAAAGGGGGACUCCCACGUUGAGGAUUAUGAUUCGCCUUCGCCGGAAAAGAUGCCAAGGCUAAGCAAAAGCAUUCAAAUUGUUCCGCCUCCUCCUGUUUCCCUGCGCUAUUCGAGAUCGAUGCAAAAUCUGCGUCGCAGUACUAGAUUCGAUUUCGACGACAUCGUAAUGGAUGCGCCUCCAGGGUUUCAUAAUACUACAAAUAGUGAGACCAUUCCAAUUGUUCCACCGCCUCCAGAGUAUUUUGUAAAUACACGAAACAGAAGCACAGUUGGACGUAAAAGCCAAAAAGAGAAUCUUGUUGCACCGCCACCGGAGUACGAUGAACAGAGUGAAGAGGAUGAGCAACACCAAAGGUCCCAUGGCAGAGCCAGAUCAUCUCAGCAGGCUAUUGGACGAAAGAAGAAGGAGAACGAAUUGGUUCCACCUCCUAUCGAAUACAUUGAAGAACCGGAGAUCGAAGCAGUUAAGGAACAAAGUUGCAAUGACGAAAUAUCAAAAGGGUCGCAGCUUAGUUUGCAGCCGAGACAGAAUGGACAAAAGAGUAAGAAAGACUCAGUAGUGCCGCCUCCGACUGAAUAUAUAAAUCCAUCGAAAAACGGAGAUGCAAUGGAGCAGGAUCGUAACAAUGAGCCACCAAGAGGAUCGCUGAAAAAUACAAGAAAAACUGCUGAGCACAAUGCGACAAAUCGAAAUACGGAGGACAAACUAGAACCAAUUGAACUACCGGAACCGCCGGAACAUGACAAUGACGAUACCGACAGCGAUAUCGAGCAACCCAGGAGCCUGAGGAGCAUAAGAAAAAAAUGGCACAACCUCAAGCCAAGUGUACAAAAGGCGAAGCAGAACGGAGUGGUUCCACCUCCAAUAGAAAAUAAUGGCACCCCGGAUGAUGUUGAAGACGAGGAACGUGAAGAAGAAGUGAGAAUGUCCCAGGGCAAAGGCAAAGAAUUUCAAAAGAAAAAACUUUCUACAGCAAAGUUGCAACAGGAUGAAGAAGUGCCACUUAGAUUUGAAUGUAUUCAAGGUUCCGAUGAAAAAGCUCAAAAAUCGACAUUGACACCAAGUGCCAGUGAAAUUUCAUCUAUCAAAAAGAAACGUAACAAUCGGAGUGUAUCAAGAAGCAAAGAUGUUGAUCAGCUACCCAAGAGUUUAUCCAGCUCGCAUAAUGAUCGGAGUGUAUCAAGAAACGAAGAUGUUGAUCAGCUACCCAAGAGUUUAUCCAACUCGCAUAAUCUCUCAAAUAAGGGCAAAAGCCCCAACCCAAUUUCUCAAGAGGAAGAGAUUAUCGAGAGAUCGGAACAAAUGGAAACACUGCGCGUAAACACUCCCACUCCUCCGCUAGCUGGAAUCUCAAGGGACCUGAGCAGCAAAAAUCGAACUGUCCACGAGACUUCAUUAGAUGAUGACGAUGUGCCCAGCACGAGUCGAGCGGCUCUGGAAGCUCUGCAUCGUAGUCAACGAUUGUCAAAGAACAAGCCCCAAGAUGUGACGAACGAUGAGGCGAUGUUUAAGAAACCAGUAGCACCGGCCCCUCGUGCGAGAACCAAAAAAGCAAAGUCUGAACUGGACAAGUUGAAGCUGUUGAAGAUUCCGGUGAAUUUGGACGAAACCUCCGGCGUAAGGCGUUCCAAACGUGGUCAUGUGCCACUUCAAAUGAGCUGGUGCCAUACUAUGGAUCCUUGGCAGUUUGACUUCAUGAGUGGCUACAAAGAGCCUGCUAAAAAAAACUCAAAAGGAAAGAAAGCAAAUUUGACUAAAACGAAGAAAUCCAGUACCGCAAAACCGAAGGUAGCCGAACAAGACAACUUAGCAGCUAACCGGGGACCAUUGUGCAGUAGUACACCACGAAAUGCCGAAAGAGGCUCGGAGGCAAUGCCAAAUUCGGAAUCUCUUGGCAUCAGUCCCUUGGCGUGGGAGGAUACGGCCCCAUCAGCGGUGCAAGCAGUGGUUAAAAAGGCGACCAAGAAAAAAGGGAGUUCAAAAAAGAAAGAGGAAGUUGUGCAAACUGAAGUACAGUCGGAGCCCGAUACGGAGCCGGAAGAGGCCAUGCCAUCUAGCGUAACUCGCUUCAGAAACGAUCACGACAUGGACGCGGAGACGGAGCCAGCCCCAGAGCCACAGCCCAUUGAGCCCCCGGCAACUCCUUCCAGAGACGAGCAGGAGGAAGCCUCUAUUCAGCUGAUGCACUGGCUGCGAGGCGUCCGCGAUGGCCAACCCACUCCUGGCAAGUCAGAUGAAAACGCGAGUGUCUCUACUGCGAAUGAAUUGGUAUUCACUCAGGUAGAUGGCAUUGACUACGCUUUUUACAAUACAAAAGAAAAGGCCACCUUGGGAUAUAUGCGAUUCCAGCCUCACCAGACUCGCAACAAGAAGCGCGCAAGAGUCCAUCCUCUGAAAUUCAUUGUGCAGUUUGGCGAGUUUGCCGUGCAGACCCUGGCCGAAGGCGACGACGAGGAGGUGCAUGCAGUUCUACGUGUUGGCGACAUGAUUGAAGUAGAGAAGGGCACCAAAUAUAGUAUUCAAAACGCGAUAGAUGAAGUGGGUGUCCUAUUGGUUAUACGCACGUAAAUUUUGUAUUUUUAAUUUAAAAACUUAGAAGUGAGCUGAGUUAUAUUUUGUACGUUUUCAUUGCGGAAAAGAAAAAUAAAAAGUGUUGUUUUGUUGAAAAUAUCAA
Messenger RNA from Drosophila biarmipes, 4700 nucleotides. Its product is annotated as microtubule-associated protein futsch. Lineage: Eukaryota; Metazoa; Arthropoda; Insecta; Diptera; Drosophilidae. The record is from RefSeq and is a predicted model, not a curated record. Bases 131 to 4594 code for a protein of 1487 amino acids. The transcript has 8 exons.